Molecule: messenger RNA, 1037 nt
Organism: Guillardia theta CCMP2712
Lineage: Eukaryota; Cryptophyceae; Pyrenomonadales; Geminigeraceae
Exons: 8
Coding region: 45-989 (314 amino acids)
Source: RefSeq, a predicted model, not a curated record
GUGACAUCGAUGACGAGAUUCAGAGUCUGAUACUCAAAGUGGAGAUGCCGAGAGUAGAAAAUGCAGCAGAAGUAGACGUGAACAUCACGAACGAUUGCGUUCAACUUGAUGUAGAGCACAAGUAUGAAUUCUUGUGUGAACUCCCGUACAAGAUUGAUGACAAUGCUGCGGAUGCCGUGUUUGACAAGAAGAAGAAGGUCAUGACUUUGACACUCCCACUGUCGAGUUGGACAGAGAAAGCUUACGAGAAGGCCCGAGUGAGGUUUGCAGUCGAGGACAAGAAGCCCUCUCAAAAAGAAGAGCGAAUCCAGAGCGAAGAAACGAUUUCAAAGAUCCCCGACAGCCAAACUAUGAAAAAAAAGGAACAGCAGGGGCCACGUGUAGAUCACGACGAGGAUAGAGAAAACUCUCACGACAACUCCGUGAAGGAACAGACUCGCGUUGAAAAUACGAACAAAUCAGUUCCGUCGAAGGAGUUUGCAAGCACUCUGAAGAAAAAGUUGGAAGAACAAUCGAAGCGUACCAUUGCACAGGCCGAGCCAAGACCAAUCCGAGGCAGUCGCGAAGAGGUCGAGCUGAAGAAGAAAGCUGAAGAAGGAAACAAGAGCGAAGUGUCAGACAGGAGGCCCUUUGAAUGCCCUCGGUGUUUCUGGCGUGCUGCUGCUACAGCCAUUCGAAGAUGCAGGCGAUGCCAGUGGUGCGAGCCAGGCUCCAAGGAGGAACAGGAAGCGAUAGAGCAGGCGAAGGAGCACGAGAAAUUUCGGGCCAGCAGAAAGAGGGAUGAGGUGGGGGUCAUAGACGAGACGGGGGGCGUGGAGGACGAGAGCAGCGUGCGAGCUUAUCGCUUCAAAUGCCGGAUGACAUGGGAACUUGACGAUGACUCGCCCGGCUGGCUAGAAGCCAUCCGAGAGAAGCACUACGGCGACUCGUCAACCGCCAAGUCGUCUCACCAGCCCUCGAACGCGGUCCAGUCAGCUGAGGGACAAUGAGAGGAGAAAUAAUAUAAGCGACAGCCCUGCGGUUGUACGAGCACACAA